This is a messenger RNA of Diachasmimorpha longicaudata, 2928 nucleotides long. RefSeq names its product coiled-coil domain-containing protein 50. The transcript has 5 exons. The record is from RefSeq and is a predicted model, not a curated record. The coding region runs from base 188 to 1267 and encodes 359 amino acids. NCBI's taxonomy places the organism in Eukaryota, Metazoa, Arthropoda, Insecta, Hymenoptera, Braconidae.
CUGGGUUGAGUGCCUCUGGCAUGCGCCUUCUCCCGGUCAGUACUGCCAACGGCGUCCUCCCGAAUUGGCGAAAUAAACAUUUCAAAAUGGAGUGGAGCUACUCCGUGCCAUAAGGCAAUAAUCGUAAACAAUUAAUAACCACCCAGUGUUAAUCUCGGAUUAUCAAUUAGUGCUUUGAGUGGAGGACAUGGCGAAGUCAGUGCUGAGUUCAGACUCAUUACCGAAGGCUGGUAGAGUCAACGAGGUGUGUCGAGAGUGGCUGGUUCACGAGGAUGGCGCCCUGGCGUAUCGAUUGCAGGAUGAAGAGAUCAAGGAGCAUUACACGGGGAACAAAGUGCGUAAUGCCCAAGUGAGGGAAGAUUUACCAAGGGCACGGGUGGAGCAGGAGCUGGAGGAACUGAGAUAUCACUCACUGGUUCAACAGCAUUUAGACAGAAAUUAUCUAAACUGGUAUGGAUUCCGCAGGGAGGAACGAGACGCUAUGGUGGCUCGACAGGUAGCUCUGAAUCUCGAAAGAGAGGAGCGAAUAAAAGAACGAGAGCUCCAAGAGAGAAUGAGGCUUCAAUUACGACUUGAUGAUGAAGCAGCACAAGUUGAGGCCGAGUUGGAAAUGCAGAGGCGCCUGCAGGAGGAGAAAGAUCAAGAACUAGCGAGGAAGCUCCAAGAGGAGGAGGAGCGAUCGGUGGACGCAAAUGACGGUCCAUUCGACGAUCAGCUUCUUCAAGACCAGAAGCUGGCGAUGGAGGCGCAAGACGCGGAGCUAGCGCGAAUGCUCCAGGAGAAGGAGAGGGCGAAGGCCAAACGUGCGAGGGAGCGGGCGAGGCAGAAGAAAUUGGAGCGCCAGAUGCAGCAGCAGCAACAGCAGCAACAGCUGGAGGUGCAGAACGAAAUGGAGAGACCCCAAAGGCCAGACAAACUGGACCUAAAGGUCUCCUACGACAGAAAACCCAGGAGUCAGCCUCACUACCCUGAUCCUGAGGAGAUCCAGGUCCUCGAGGAGCAAGAGGACAUCCGGGAGAUGCCCAAUGUCGCGACGAUCAUCGAUCCAACGUAUAGUGGCAGUGGUCAUCGCAGCACCACCUCCAGCAGCUCAAGCAACACGGUUAGUCCUUCGUACGUUCUUCCAACGCCUCCCCAGGAGCUCAUGGACGAUGUGCCCUGCUACAUGCCCAUUCAGGGACAGAGACGCAUGCAGAUGCAGUCACCUUCUCUCUCACAUGAUGAGAAACACAAACGCAGGGUGAAGGAUGGCUGCAAACACCAGUAGGGAUCGUAAUUUCAGGGGUAGGGGAGCGGAAAUCGCGUAGUCUUCUCACUUUGGUCACUCUUCCGGGAGUUAGGAAUCACAUUCCAGCAACACUGCCUUAGGAUGGUGAGUACUUGAAGGAGUGAGGAGAUGAUGGAAUCCUCGAGGAUUCGGGACCCAAAAAAAGGGAGAGCCAAAUUAAUCGGAUAGGAGCUCCCCUCCUAUCACUUGAUAUCAAAAUAAUUAAACAAAUAGUUUAAUGUUUUAAAAUUCCCCUAACUUAUUCAUCUCCUAGACAAUUGAAAAUUCAACACCACGUGGAAUCUCCCCUCAUGAAUAAUUCAAUCAAACAUUCUUCUGUGAGUCCGUCAGUUACUGAAAAAGAAUUCCCCUCGAAUUUAAUCAUCUCCUCCCUCACAUAAUUGAAAUAAUUCGAAGUUUAACGUGCGACUGUUGCCAUAGUGUACUCCCUAACGGGAGUUAUCUUGGAGAAACGAAUAUAACGAUAAUAAUCACGGUGUUUUGUGCCUUUUCACGAGGCAUUGUUUGCAAUACGAGUGCUCAACUUGAAUGGUAUACACAACGGUAUCUGUAAUUUCAACAAAGUUGUUGAAAAUAACAUGAAUUAUUUUAUUUUUAUGUAGUUACCACGCAAAAUUCAAUUUUUAUUUCGUUGUGACGACGUGUUCUGGACGGAAACACUUAUUGAUAUUUCAAAGUUAAAGAACGUAAGUGAGAAACGCUUGAAAAAAUGUUAAUUGAUAAUAAAUGACAAAAUUAUGCACUAGUUUUAAAUUAUUGGGGUCAACAAAAGUCAAAGUCAGUAUUAUUUAAUGAUCGCGAAAAAAAAUCUCUUGUUACUUAAUUCCAUCCGAGUUACAUAUUAUUGAAUAAUUCUCCAGGACACGUCGACAAAAGAGAAAAAUUUCCAGUAAAAAGAAUAAAGUAUUGAUAUUCGAGUAUUUUUUACUAUUGUAAUUAGUAAAUAAUGAAUUAAUGAAUCCAUUAAUUUUCAAUGGAUGGUGUAAUCAGAUUAUUUUAUACUAUUUCUAAUAAUUACUACAUUGCAAUAUUUAUCGGAAAAUGGUAGAGCGAUGGAAAAAUAACAUUGCCAAAGAUCUGACACUUUAAAUGUUUGGCUCUGUACCAGAUUGUAACGAGUAUUAAACAAUAAUCGAGGUGACUUAAAUUUCAACGAUUAAUCAAAGUAAUGUACGUAAUAAUCUUGUUACUGUGCUGCAUCAAUUGAGAGUUUAUAUAUGCGAGGAUAAUUCAAUUCGUGAUAAAUUAACUGGCUAAUCAACUCCCGAAGGGGAUAUCAAAUAAUUAUCUUUCAGAAGAGUUAAUUUCCAGGACUUUUUCCUUGGAUUUAACAACUCAAUAAUUUGAAUCAUGAAAAUUAUGAAGCCUUUGUGUUAUUAUACAAUUAAUACAAUUAAAAUGAGACGGAUUAAUUGAGGGAGAACUCACCCCAACAAAAUGUUAUGCUAUACAAUUUUUUACGGUUAUUUCAUCGAAACAUUAUUAACAGUUUUCGUAGGUAUUUAAUUUAGUUAUUUGAAGGUAUCUUAGAACCACUUAUAGCUAUAGUACAAAUUGAGAUACACGAUCUAAUUUUUUUAUAUUUUUAUUGCAUUAUCGUAGCUAUACAUGAGCAUAUCAAUAAAUUAUUUACAACUGUA